AUGACUGUGCGUGGCUCGACGCACAUGUCGCAAUCGGACUUUGCGGUCCUGUUCCCAAAAUGGAUGGACUUGUUUAUCAAGACUCUCAUCCACCCGCAGCGGGGAAUAUACCUCACCGUAGCUCCAACCCUGGAGUUCCUCAAGAUCGUCCUCCCCCAGGCCCAGACCUUGUCCUACGACACCAGUAAUUGGGUGGACGAAGGCCUCCUCAGGAAGUCGCAGCCGGAUUUCGAAAUCUCGGUGGAGCACACCGGCCGGACGAGAGGUGGACGGCCAGCCCGGCUCAAGAUCGAUAAUGAGUUCCAGACAUGGGGGCCGGGCGACGAGGUGUGGAUGCACAUGUGCCCCAGGAAGGAGGACGUAGACAAGCGCCUGGAGCACCGGGACGGCCGGGAGAUAGAGCGGACUGGUGGUGAGCACGAGCAAUGGCCGCGGCCUACCGCGCGGUGA
Molecule: messenger RNA, 450 nt
Organism: Diaporthe citri
Lineage: Eukaryota; Fungi; Ascomycota; Sordariomycetes; Diaporthales; Diaporthaceae
Exons: 2
Coding region: 1-450 (149 amino acids)
Source: RefSeq, a predicted model, not a curated record